AUGGACCCGGAUUAUAAUGCAAAAUUUGCUAUUCAUGAGGCAGCUCGUGAGGGAAAGAACCUGGUAGUUGAAUCUCUACUCAACGCAAACCCCAAACUUGCAUACCUAAAGGACGGAGAUGAGAGAUUGCCUAUCCACUGGGCUGUUGCAUAUAACAGACCACCCAUAAUCGAGCUCCUCAUAUCAAUGAAAGGCUUUGAUCCUGAUGUUACUAAUAAGGAUGCAUCGGGAUGGACGCCACUUAUGAUUGCAGCAAGUUUGAAAGACGGAGAAGGUGACGCCAUAGUCGACCAAUUACUUCGUAAAGAUGCGGAUGUCAAUAUGAAGACCUCAAGUGGCCAGAACGCCAUCCAUUUUGCUACUUCGAAAAAUAACAUAUCCACUGUUCGCAAAUUGCUUGAAAAUAAAUGCAGCGCAAGGGCGAAAGACAAACGAGGCCAACUGCCACUUCACCGUGCGGCCGCUAUUGGAUCAGUCCCAUUGGUCAAACUCCUCAUCGAAGAAGGGAAGAGCCCAUUGAAUGCUACGGAUGUCGACGGCCUGACUGCUCUUCAUCAUGCAAUUUCAGAAGGGUACGGAGAAGCAGCUUUGACCCUUCUAAGGGCUGGGGCCGAGGCUGAUAAACGAGACUCCAACGGUCAGCUUGCUAUCGAACUUUCUCCAGAUUCUAAGGUUCGGAAGUAUAUCCUUGAAACUGCGGAAAGAGAAGGCAUCGAAUUGCCGUGA
Molecule: messenger RNA, 726 nt
Organism: Trichophyton benhamiae CBS 112371
Lineage: Eukaryota; Fungi; Ascomycota; Eurotiomycetes; Onygenales; Arthrodermataceae
Exons: 6
Coding region: 1-726 (241 amino acids)
Molecular function (GO): protein binding
Source: RefSeq, a predicted model, not a curated record